This is a messenger RNA of Neltuma alba, 1208 nucleotides long. RefSeq names its product helicase protein MOM1-like. The record is from RefSeq and is a predicted model, not a curated record. Bases 200 to 895 code for a protein of 231 amino acids. Lineage: Eukaryota; Viridiplantae; Streptophyta; Magnoliopsida; Fabales; Fabaceae. The transcript has 4 exons. Gene Ontology annotation, biological process: heterochromatin formation.
ACAGCAAUUACCUUCUGUAGAGCUUCUUGCUUUUAACCUGGGCACUUCCGGAGAGUUGCUAUACUCUUCCCAGCAAGUUGAGCCAGUCUGUCGGUCAAAUAAUGAAGCUUCUCUACCCCUUGCUGCAUUCAAAACACAAUUAUUAGACCCAACUCCUUCAGAGAUCAAUAAUCAUCUCACACAAAUUGUAACCCAAUCAAUGGACAGGAUGCAUUCAGCUCUAGUCGCUGAUCCAUUAAAGAAUGAGUUGGACAGAUUACUUGGAGAAUCAGAGCAAACCAUGAAACACCAUAAAGAGACGAAAUUGCGGCUCAAAUCUGAUGGUGAGAGAGAAAUUGAGGAAGUUCACAGGAAGUAUGAUAUCAAGUUACAGGAGAAUGAGCUUGAGUUUCAACAAAGAAAGAAGAACCUGGAUACACGUCUAAGCUUAGUUCUCAUGAACAAGUUAUGGGCAGAGGCUUUUAGUUCUAAAUGCAUGGAUCUUGAAGUAUUUGGGGUACCAGAGAUUCAGCAAGACUCAAGUUUUAAACAGCAAAGUGAUACAAGGCCUUCUUCUACCCUUGCUGCAAGUCCACCUCAUGGGCCUCCUGCAUCUAACCCGCAACAUUUCGCCACUGCUGCUAUCUCUCAGACCAUGGUGCCACCUCCUGCAUCCAGCAUGCAGACAUUCUCUGCUCCAGCAAGCUCACAGAUUUUGGUGACACCUGUGCCUACUGCGGCUAGCUCUUCACCGUUGGUGCCACCUUUGCCCACUACAACUCGCUUACAGACCAUGGCGCCCCCUCAACUGGCUGCUUACAAUGCACCUCCAAGGCCACCCUGCAACAACUCCAUUCCUCAAUCGGCAAACCAUCAAGCUGGUACAGGGUUAUGCGCCACUCCGCACCAUCUCUAGCCUUAUAGACCCUCGACAUCUUUGCCUAAUUCUUGUCUCCCUGCUCCUGCACGUGACGUGUGGAGUAAACAAGCUCCUAAUAGCAUUCCUACAAUGACCUCAUUACCUAACUAUGCUCGACCCACACUUCCAACCAAUAUAUCUUAUCCUCAUAAUAGGGUUCAACGGCCGGAAAUUCCUUCAAGGUUACCCAGGCCUAGCUUCUCAGCCAGGGAGCCAAAAGAAGGAUGGUAGUUGUCAAGUGGGCAUGAAUCUGCCAAAUACUCUGUUAUGUUCAUCAAAUGUGACAUCAUUGCAACAAUCUCGAAUUUGG